AUUAAAUACUCAACACUCCCCUUUCAUCUUCUUCACUCACUCACUCUCUUCUUCUUCUUUACCAUAAUAGUGAUAAAUAGCAAUAACUCAUUCAGCAUGUAUACAAACUUCAACAUCACAUUCUCCACCACACCUGAUCUGCAGCAGCACAACCACCUCGGUGAGUACGAGUCGGUCCCACAGCUCAACUCUAGUGGUGGUGGUGGUGGUGGAGGAAAUUAUAAUAGCUGUAGCAGCGGGUGUGCUAGCUACCUGGGGUCGCCGGACAGAUUGAUGCAGAGAAGCAUUAGUAGCCACUCUCUGCAAAAGAAUGAUGUGCCACACCACCACCCUUUUUCUACUUUGUUUGCUGAAUUGCUUGAUCAGGAAAAUGGUCCGGUGCGGCGAGUUUACAGUACUGGUGAUCUUGAUCAGAGAGUUGGUGGAAUGCAACAAUAUUAUCAUCAAUCGGAUAGUCCUUUGUCAACAGAGAGUAACAUGAUAAUAGAAGAAAUGAGCAGACCAGCCAGUCCUUACAGCCCAGAGGAAAAGAAGGUGAGGAUUGAGAGAUAUAGAAGCAAGAAAAAUCAGAGGAACUACAAUAAGAAAAUUAAGUAUGUUUGUAGGAAGACAUUGGCAGACAGUAGGCCACGUAUUAGAGGGAGAUUUGCUAAGAAUGAUGAAAUUGUAAGGAAUCCACCAAAUCAAUGGAGCCAUAUUAGUAAUGGAGAAGAAUUGGAAGAUGAGGAAGAAGAAAAUUGGGACAGUUUAUUUGAUUCAUUGGUUCCUACUUCAAAUCUUGCUCCUGAGGAGCAUCAUAGUUCCUCCUAUAGCGUCUUGUAUUAAAAUAAUUGCAUGGCUGAUUAAUUAAGUAUAAAUUUGAAUUGAUAGGGAGUUUGAUAAAAUUACAGUGAUAUUGUAAUCUUGUAAAGUUCUAACGUAUAGUUUGACAAAUUACAAUGAUUCAUCGUGAUAAUGUCAAU
Medicago truncatula (barrel medic) is the source of this 962-nucleotide messenger RNA. RefSeq names its product zinc finger protein CO3. Gene Ontology annotation, molecular function: protein binding; DNA-binding transcription factor activity. Gene Ontology annotation, cellular component: nucleus. The transcript has 3 exons. NCBI's taxonomy places the organism in Eukaryota, Viridiplantae, Streptophyta, Magnoliopsida, Fabales, Fabaceae. Bases 97 to 825 code for a protein of 242 amino acids. The record is from RefSeq and is a predicted model, not a curated record. Gene Ontology annotation, biological process: regulation of flower development.